AUGACAUGGUUGAUUUCCAGCGAGAAGCUAACCACGCCCAGACUAAUCACUAAUCCUGACGAGCAACACCCAACCACACCACGACGGGGGACCACCAAGAUGGAUCCAAUGAUCGUGGACAGCAACUACUCUCAGCGGAGACGUCCGUUGAUGGAUGCCUCCGGCCGCGUGAAUCACUCAAAGUCGCCCAACGCCGAGACCCCACGCCUGGUAGUCGAAGAGUCUGAGGUCAAAUCACCGGAUAGGAUGUCCUUCCUCAUGACUCCGACCCCAAAGAGGACACGGGAUGUUGAUAGGCUCUCGGUGGCAACCGACAUGCAACCCGAUUCAGCGCGCAACUCCAUCAUGUCAGCAACCUCUAUUCUCUCCAGCAGGGGAAAGAGAAAAACACACGUUGGACCUUGGCAACUUGGACGCACACUGGGAAAAGGGGCCACUGGUAGGGUCAGAAAGGCAAAGCACGCCGUGACGGGAAAUACCGCCGCCAUCAAGAUCGUUUCCAAGAAAUCGGCCGCGAUGGUUCAGAGUGAGAGCAUUGCAGCAAUGGACCGCAAUGCGGGAAAUUUUGCCGGGAAUUUUGCGAGCAAAACAACUACCAGAGCGAUGCCAUGUGGUAUUGAGCGUGAGGUGGUAAUCAUGAAGCUGAUCGAGCAUCCAAAUGUCAUCAGUCUGUAUGAUGUUUGGGAAAAUAGAGGAGAACUAUACUUGGUUCUCGAAUAUGUCGAAGGAGGGGAGCUAUUUGACUAUGUAUCGUCUAAUGGCCCUCUCCAAGAGGAAGAAGCAGUGCGAUUGUUUCGGCAGAUCAUCGCAGCACUUGGAUAUUGCCAUCGUUUCAACAUCUGUCACCGCGAUCUGAAGCCAGAGAACAUUUUGCUUGACGCCAAUCACAACGUGAAACUUGCUGAUUUUGGUAUGGCGGCUCUCCAGCCCGCCGGACACAUGCUGAACACGUCUUGUGGAAGCCCACAUUACGCAGCACCCGAGAUUAUCCACGGCCACAGCUACCGAGGUGACAGGGCCGAUAUGUGGAGCUGCGGUAUCAUUCUUUACGCACUGCUGACCGGGUACUUGCCAUUUGACGGUGGAGAUCUCGCCGGCACGCUUCGCCUCGUUAAGAAAGGCGUCUACAACAUCCCCGGCAACCUGAGCGAGGAGGCCAGUGACUUGAUCCAACGUAUCUUGCAGAAAAGACCAGAAGAUCGCAUCACCAUGCAGCACAUCUGGAUGCAUCCACUGCUCACGAAAUAUGAGAAGCUUCACAAUGCCCUGGUUGAUCACUACGUUGGUCCACCACCCCCAUUGUCGGUCAAAGACUGUGGUCCGGCCUUGUCUUGCUAUCAAGACAUUGACAUUGAUAUCCUUCGAAAUCUUCAAACAUUGUGGCAUGAUGUGGAGCUGAAUGAUUUGAUACAGAGGCUUUUGUGCAUCGAGCCAACCCAUGAGAGGUUGUUCUACAAUGCCCUAGCAAGGUUCCGCGAUGAUCAACUCGAGAACUACCAAGGACAGCCUCUUGAGUACUCGGCUAGCGAUUAUCAUCAUAUCUCUCGCCCUGGCCAAGUUCGUCGUGGUCGGAGCCAGACGGGACAGGGCAGCUCCAAGCGGCGUGCCCAAUAUUCCUCGGGUAAAGAUUUGUGCCACCGUUCUAGCUCCAUCAAGGAGCCAAUGUCUUGUGGUACUGUAGAGAGCUAUGAUCCGUACAGGUCUCCAAAGCAUGAGAAAAUGAUGCAGACGCAGUACGCUCAGAUCACGGUCCACAGAGAAGCGGGCAACAAUACAGUUGACCUCCUUUCUUCGCCCAGGGUGCAGCCCCCGCCAUCUAUCGUCGAGGAGGAAGAGCCGGAGGAUGAUGAAGACGAAGAUGACGAUCUCACUGAUUCGCCAUUUACCGUCGUCCAGAAGAGAAAGCACAGGCCUAGCUCUAUGAAGUCUUUCCACUCGUCCCGCAUGCCUCACUCAAGCUCGCGGGCUCCUGGGCUUUCUACUCACAGCAUGAGCUAUCGUCGGAAUGUUUCUUUCCACCAUACCCGCAAUCGCUCCCAGGGAUCUACCACAGCGAAACCUAAACGCAGAAAGACCGCCACGCCAAAUCACCAAACAGAGAUCAAGCGCUCACCUAGCACAUGCAGCUUGCAAAUACUCGCAGAAUGCACUGGCCCGCAAGAAAUCCCAAGCAGCCCACCCUUGCCGGCGCAGCCGAUGGUUGUUCGCCCGAACAACCCUAAGGUCAGGAGCUUGCAUCAUGUGCGGAAAGUUCGAGACUCAGACUAUACUUGGAAGGAGGACACCCGCCAGGUAUCUCAUGAACUCAGCCAGAUUUGUGAAGAAGCGUUCAAUGGUAGUUCUGCCUCAACCAUGCGCACAGCAAGCGUUGGAUCCGGGUAUGAAACGCCAGGAACUCCACUUUCUAUGGCAAGUCCUCCGCAGGUUCAACCUACCGCAAUACCUGCUGCUCCGAAGCCCCCCAAGGAGCCCACACCCUCCCAAAACAUCCGGGCGCUUAUCCAGACACGACAAAGGGUCCUCGAGUAUAGCUGUGGACGAACAAACAAUGUUCUACACAAUCUGCCUGAGGUCAUCAGUCAGCUCGAUCGGUUGAUUGAUGAGCACCGCGCAAUUGCACAGAGGGAGAUCGAUGUGGGCACCUUCAGUGACCCCUUCAUCACCACGCCUGCCGAGGCAUCUCUGCCCGUCAUUGAUGAAGAAACUGCCAGCCCGGCCCUUUCGUCGCGUGAGAUGGCCACUCAACCUCAACCCCCGCCGCGGGCCUCGCUCGCCGUUUCACAGGGCGCUGACCCAAGGGCUACAAUUCGAAUGGUUCCCCACAGUUCCUUCCGCUCCAUGGAAGAAGUAAAGCCGCUCACCAUUCGAAAGAAGAAGAGUAUGAAGCCCGUGCCCGACGUUCAGGAAGGUGCCACCGUUGUUUCUGAGCCGGCAGACCGAGACGUUUCAUCGGAAGUACGCCGAAAUACUCCUCACAGUCUAGCACCAAUUGAGGAAGCACCUGUCUCUCCAAAGAAGGCUUGCCCCGCGGGAUCGCAGGGUAAGAAGUGGUCCUGGUUCAAGCAUCGCUCGAAUAUCUCGGAAGCACCUUCCACGCCUCCUACACCUCCCGCAAAGGAUCCCACCCCCCUCGUUUACGCUGGAGAUAACUCGGUGAACAAGCCAGUCACUCUGGUGUCCGAAUUUGCCCCGUCCCCUGUAAAGAAUGAGCGAGUACCGACUCGUAAGACUUCACUGGACCGAUUUGGUGGCAGCUUCCUGAAGAAGCUCAUGAAGAAACCGAACAAGAGCGCCCCAGAACCUGCAACCGAACCUGAGCCUGAGCCACAGACUACAUCCAGCAAAGACCACCGCCAUUCGUUCAUGUGCCAAGGUCUUGCAGACACAGACAGCUCCGUCGAAGGCGACGACCCUCGCAAUCUGUUCUUGAACAAGCGUCGCUCAGUGGCGAAUCAGAACUGGUUCGCGCGUGUUUUCCAAAUCAAGCCCGCUACUCAGGUCAUCCCGUUGAGCAUCUCUAAAGCCAAGGGCCGCAAGGAGCUCUACAGGCUUCUUCGCGAAUGGCAGGACUUUGGUAUGGAAGACGUUUACCUGGACAAGACCAACAGCAUUGUCCACGGACGUGUUGGCGAAGCCAACGUCCUUUCACUUCGGGAGGUUGAGUUCACCGCUGAGUUCUAUACUGUUCUUGAACAUGGCCGCCAAGCAAACCUCAGCUUAGUCCGCUUUAAGCAAGAGCGGGGCGCUGCUUCCUCUUUCAACAAGGUCGUCGAGACAGUACACACAACACUUCAACGCCGUGGCAUCGUGGUUGAGGACCCGUCAAAGGCCAAGAAGAUGUCCAGGGUCCUCGACUCAAUUCCUAAGCACAAAUAA
Penicillium olsonii is the source of this 3876-nucleotide messenger RNA. NCBI's taxonomy places the organism in Eukaryota, Fungi, Ascomycota, Eurotiomycetes, Eurotiales, Aspergillaceae. The record is from the annotation of a GenBank genome assembly.